Molecule: messenger RNA, 3453 nt
Organism: Talaromyces amestolkiae
Lineage: Eukaryota; Fungi; Ascomycota; Eurotiomycetes; Eurotiales; Trichocomaceae
Exons: 2
Coding region: 1-3453 (1150 amino acids)
Biological process (GO): proteasome-mediated ubiquitin-dependent protein catabolic process
Cellular component (GO): nucleus; proteasome regulatory particle, base subcomplex; cytosol
Molecular function (GO): polyubiquitin modification-dependent protein binding
Source: RefSeq, a predicted model, not a curated record
AUGCCCUCAGAGCCUACCAUCGUCUCGCAAAAUUUUUCUUCAGACGCCCGCACCCCUCAACCUACAACCUCUUCCCAGCAUGGCAAUGACCAUCGUUGUGAUGAAACGGUCUUCGACAUUCUCUCACGCGAGGAUGUCGGAGACCACGUCGCGUCGAAUGACCCGCCAUCUUCCCCUCCCGGAGGGGCGCUCGGCGAUGAAGACUCAUUACGACGAUUGAACGGGUUUGACAACGAUGUCGCAAUUGCAUCUUCACCAUCGUCAAUACCUGGCGGUGUUGAGACUGAAGGGUCAUUAGAUGAAGCAUUUCGGUCUUCGCCGGCAUCGCGUCGAUCGAAGAAGGUUUACGUUCUACGACCUAAACCCCGCCAGGCUCUUGCGGACCUUCCAAAUGAGGUUCUUACUCAUAUCCUUUCUCACCUUACGCCAGCUGCCCUCACAGCUAUUGCACUUGUAUCUCGUCGUUUCCAUACGCUAGUCACUACCCCUCAUGCCUGGAGGACCGCGUUCGGGCGUUACUUCCCAGGCCCCUACAGCAUCGACGAGGAUGUAACAUCCGAAGGGCUGGACUCGUCAAGGCGCGCUUUUACUAGGUUGACUGCUUUGGCGUCCUGGCGCAGCGAGUAUAUUCUCCGAACACGACUACUGCGUUCUCUAGGUCGAGGAAAGCCGGCGCUACUCCCUUCAUCUGGCAAAUACAAUUCUCGUGCAGGAGGCCCUCAAGGUGGAUCAGCUCUUGCGACGUAUACCUCGCAACUUCUGUACCCCAUCACCCACAUCGAUGCCUUGUUCACACCAACCAAUGCCAAGAAAUCUCCUCUGAUCAUCCAUGGGGCGGCCGAGGAAGGUGUUGCUUCGAUAAGUGAUCCUUCUGCUGGGAAGUCGGGUCCUUGGGGUCUAUACGGUCAUCCUCUUUUCCAGCAUUUCGCAGAUUUGUAUUCCGGCGAAGCAGAGUAUGGCUUGGGGUCGGGUGAUAUGGUCGGUGUGCCGAACUCGAUGGAUGUUAGUCAACCAUAUGGCAUGAUUUACGGCGAAGGAUGUCCCAGAGGUCGCAGCUACUAUUUAUCUGCUGAUGAAAAACGAGGUCGGUUUCUCGGUGGCUCCGAACUACAUUCGGAGCCUGCGCUGGGUAUUCCUGAUAUUCAGAAAUUUCCGACUGGCGCUUGUUCAGUUUGGAUUGCCAAGUCUCCAAACGUUUUGAAGAUGACGAACAAUAUGUUUGGAAUCUUAUGUGGCUCCAUAUCGGGUGUAUUGACUGCGUACUCUCUUGGAAGCAGUCAUUUGCAUGAACGUCGUUUCGAGCCCGGUCAGAUUACAGCAAGAUGGGUGCUCAGUCCCGGUGUUCCGAUCAUUUCCAUCUCAGUUGAUGAAAACUUUUCGACAAAGAGAUACUCUACUCGUCGGAUCUGGGCUACAGCUUUGAACGCUUUGGGCGAAGUUUAUUAUUUAACAGAGCUCCCGGCUCUGCCUGAGUCGAAUCAAGCUGUCUUGCCUGAAGUACUGGAAAGAAGAGCAUGGAAGGCUGGUCGCAGUGUUCACUGGGAACUUAUCGAGUCUACACGCCGCGUUGCUCGUCCUGAUCCAUUCAAUCGAGAUGCGGUCGAUGGUAGCUACAGUCCACGGUCUUCUACUGAUUCAAUGGGCCUAAGCGAGAGCCAGAUCGCCGCUGAAACAAAAGAAAUUGAAAAGUACUUGGCUUUCAAGCCUAAGCAUUUCCGCAAGGUGUGCGAGGGUUGGGACAUGCAAAGACAGCUCAAAGUCGACUUUGCUGGUGACGAUCUGAAUGGUGCUGGUGAACAGAUCUUCAUCAUCAACUGUGGGUUUACUCAAGACCAACCUGCUUCAAUUCGUCGUCAUGUUCGUCAGAAGAUAUCAGGAGCGACACUCAGCUCUGAACAAUUUCCGAAUGUAUCAAGUUUCAAGCCAGUGGCCUCUCUAUUUGGUGGACCAAGCACGCCGCAGUCAUCUCAGCCCACCAGUCAGCCUCGGUCUCGAGCUUCGAGCCAUGCCAGUCAUAGCUUGUCCACUAUUGCCAAUACUGAAUGGAGAGCGACUGAUUUCAUUUUCAAUGGGUUCAAGUUUUCUCGACUGACUUCAGUAGCAAUCGACAUGUCAACAUUCGCACAACUCACGGUCGCCGAAGAUCCUCUGCUCGGAAUGUCAAGUGCUUCCAAUCUGUCGUCACCCGCUUCUUCUCCGUUGCCGCAUAUGCAGGCUUCAGGCUCGGAAGCAGGUGUCCCUGGACAGCGAGCUCGUUUCCUGGCCGUAGGAACUGAUUCGGGAUCUGUGUAUAUUUGGAAUGUGCGUGUUCCGCCGAGCCGCACUACUGGACUGAUGAAUACCGUUUCUCCCGUGCGGAUCAUUCAGACAGAGUCGCCUCAAGUCGCAUGUCUUGCUUUGACUUCUCUCUAUCUCGUACAUGGCGGAAACGAUGGACUGGUUCAAGCGUGGGAUCCUUUGGCGUCAACGACUCGACCCAUUCGUACAUUGCACUCUAGAUUCUCAUCUCGCGCCCGUCGUCGUCUCAUUCAGGCCGAAGCAUCUAUCCUAGGUGUUGGGAAUAAUUACUUUGCUGCGGGCGCCAUCUGUCUUGAUCCAGAUCCAACUGUGUUACGUGGUGUUGUUUCUCUUGGUACGCAUGUCCGCUUUUGGUCGUACAGUUCAUCCGCUGCCGAUGAAUACAAAUCUAACAAGCGUCGUCGUCGACGCUCUCACCGAGGCAGCAACUCGUCGUCUGAAGGACAGCGCUUUACUAGCACUGGUCGCGGUGCUUUGAAAGACUUUAUCGAGGACGAGCAUCAUGAGAUGAAACGACAGAUUGUCGAGGACGAGAAACAGAGGGAACACCUGAGCCAUCGCUUUGGAMCCGACUUGCUCGGMCCUGACGCAACUGAAGAGGAGCUCAUAGCUUAUGCUCAGCUGCUGAGCGAAGAGAGUUUGAAUAAUGACGCAUUCAAGGAGAGAAAGAGCGGAACCAAUACGAGAGCCAGCAGCGUCUCUAGUGAUACUAUAGCUGCCUUUGAUAGCUCCUAUCCACCACUUGAAUUCUCGUCAUCGUCGUCGCCAACCCUUGAGACUGUCGAGGAAGAAUUUGCCCCGGACAUUGCAGAGGCUAUUCGUCUGAGUCUACUCGACGAGGCCCCACAACCUGACGACCAGUGGCAGGAGACACCGUCAUCAUCGUCGUUUAGCACUUCAUCGAUUCCGAUCAAAUAUGCCAAGGGCGCAAAGUCAAAGUUCAAGCGUCGUCAACCCUCUAAUUCUCCGCCGGAGAAGACCGCCGGCGCCGAAAGCAGCAAUCAACAAGAGAUGGAUGAUCUGGAAUUUGCGAUUCAGUUGAGUCUCGCCGAGGAGCAGAGCCGUGAGACUACUUAUCAACAGGAGGAGUUUCCGGAAUUGGUGUCUAGUUCAUAUGGCCGUUCGGACAAUGGAAAAGGCAAGGGAAGAGCAUAG